Molecule: messenger RNA, 1336 nt
Organism: Annulohypoxylon maeteangense
Lineage: Eukaryota; Fungi; Ascomycota; Sordariomycetes; Xylariales; Hypoxylaceae
Exons: 1
Coding region: 218-1021 (267 amino acids)
Source: RefSeq, a predicted model, not a curated record
GCAUGAGAUAAUCCGUCAUAUCCCGUAUCACCUCACCUUAAUAAACAACUUACUUGGCCACCAUGUAAUGGUCCAUCCUUCUACUUGUCGCUAGCCCCCAGCUUGGCCUCAUUCUUUUCCCUGGCAAUCGUAUCCGUCUUCGUUACUGGUAGAAGACAUCACCAACCUUCAAAUUUGCCUAGAAUUUGUACGGUCAUUUGGAUACACAGCCUUGGCAAUGCCUUCGAUAACACCGUUUGAGCUGCCUACAUUCUCUACGAAUAAGAAGAGGAGACGAGAUGACGAUCACGACGAGACGCAGAUGUCAUUGUACGCUUCGCCAAAGUCCUUUUUGAGGUCCUCAUCCGCUAACUUCGACGUCCGUUCCAGAACAAUACAACACAAUGAGUCAACAAACCUUCUCUCUACCAUCGACAAUAAUGAACGGCUCAUUCUCCCUUCCUCCGGUCGGGGCACCUCUGCGAUGCUUAACAUGCCACGAAAAGUGAUCCCAUUACCCGUGAACAAGAGGUUCCGACUAGUCAAUGAUGACGACGAGCAUGAUAGCCAGCCGACCCACUACUCGUCGCAGCAGUCCCACCAUUCACAUGCCCAUCCCGAAUACACAACACCACCGACGUCACCACAACACAGCCGACCGAGCGCUCAUGCCAGAGCAAAUAUACCAGCCCUACUAAGCCCUUGUCACAUCUGCCACCGAAAACCAACCAAGAAAUCCGACCUCGAUUCCUUCGCAGAUUGCAUGGGCUGCGGACAAAGAGCUUGUUUCGUCUGCAUACGCGCAUGCCAAGGCUGGCUUCCGCCUUCGGAGGAGGAAGAGAACUUAUCUGCGUCCUUCACCAUGCACGAUGUAGACGACAACCAUACCUACGACAAUAAGCCCGACCAAAAGAAAGGCAAGGGAGGAGGCUGGAAUGGUCGCGGUCACCGAGAAAUGAUUUGCAGUCGCUGCUGUGUAGAGCGAGGCCGCGAGGGCGACGUCGUCUGCCUAGGAUGUCUAGCCGGCAUGGAAGGGGUAUAGGGUGCCUCAACACAUGCAGGAAAUCAGCCAUCGCACUAAUUCCAACACUUACGUCGCCCACUGUACAACAAAACACCGGGCAUCGAAGCCACCUCACUCCGAAUGAAGGAAGAAUUGAGAACAGGAAGGAAAUGUUCGCUCUAAACAUCUUCGUUUCAGAGCCGUAGGAGGAGGAUUUAUCGGACUUUCGACAUAAGCAUGGUGCCAAACGGGCAUCGCAUUGCAUUGCAUUGCGUUGGAGCAGAUCACUUAAUUAAGAUACCACUUCUUUUUCUAACGGGCUACGGUUAUAUUCAUUAUUGCGGGAAUGCUUGC